Andrographis paniculata is the source of this 3843-nucleotide messenger RNA. Its product is annotated as kinesin-like protein KIN-14G. The record is from RefSeq and is a predicted model, not a curated record. The transcript has 21 exons. Gene Ontology annotation, molecular function: microtubule motor activity; ATP binding; microtubule binding. NCBI's taxonomy places the organism in Eukaryota, Viridiplantae, Streptophyta, Magnoliopsida, Lamiales, Acanthaceae. The coding region runs from base 679 to 3627 and encodes 982 amino acids. Gene Ontology annotation, biological process: microtubule-based movement.
CCAAACUCUUCAAUCCAUCUCUGUUUUCUUGCUCCUUUUCUUGAUCCAUCGUGUCCAUUCAUUCCCACCUUAACUGUUCAUUCAUACAGCAACAAUGGAGGGAGGGGCCAGAGGUAAAGGGGACAUGAUGGCCCAGGACAGGAUUUACAGCAGGUCAAGAAAUUGGUCGAAGAAGGAAGAAGACUGACUGACAGUGACACACACAGACAGAUUACAUAUAGAUAGAUUUGAUCAUCAACGACUACCAUUUCCAUUCCCUAUUUAUAGUGAGGCUGAGGCUGAGGCUGAUUGAAUGAAUCUAUUUUCCCGCUUCCAAUGGCUCUUUGUGUUUCCUUUUAAACGAUCAAUCGUGAGGGGCUUUCGCUGUCCGAGGAGAAAUCGAACCAGUGAAAAUAUGGAGCGACGAAGGAGGAUUGAUGGCAGACAACUGCAGUGUUGCGCUGUUCGAUUCCCACAAAAUUCUCCAAAUAUAUACUCCAUAAUCUCCGGUUUUCUUCAUUGCAUUCCCCUUUUGGCUUCCUUCAAUAUUCCCCCCUGCGUUUCUCUUUCUCUCCGCUCGCUCUUCGUCGUUACUGGAGAAAGAGAAAUAAAAAUAAUACAAAUAAAAUGCAUCUGUUUCGCAGUUGAAAUCUGUUGGAUUAUCAGGAGGAUUACAGCCUUUUCGCAUUAUUGGCAUCAAUGGCUGCGGAGGGGAUGUCGCAAUUCAGUGUAGAAUCAAUGGUGGAAGAUGUUCUUCAACAACAUGGAAAGAGAUUUUCUGUGGAAGCUUCAUUGCAAAGAUAUGAAGCAGCCCGAUGGCUGCGAAAGAUGGUAGGCGUUGUAUUGGGGAAAGACUUGCCGGCUGAACCUUCCGAAGAAGAUUUCAGACUUGGCUUGCGAAGUGGGAUUAUACUUUGCAAUGCUCUCAACAAAGUCCAGCCAGGCUCGGUGCCGAAAAUAGUCGUCGAAGCUCCCUCGGAUGGAGCUGCAUGUGCCAACUCUGAAAACAUUAGGAACUUCCUUGUUGCGACCGAGCAAAUGGAAAUUCCAACUUUUCAGGCCUUCGAUUUGGAAAAGGGAGGGGAGUCCGAAAGAGUCGUUAAUUGUGUCUUAGCGCUUAAAUCAUACCAUGAAUGGAAAAAAUGUGGUGGAAAUGGGCCGUGGAAAUUUGAUGGAGAGUCUGUCGAACAAAACCAAGCUGUUGGGAAAAAUUCUGAUAAAGUUAUGGGAUUCAUGUCUAGGAGCUCAUCUUCCGGCGACAUUUUGUUGCCUGAGGACAAUUCCUGUAGUAGUCCGGCUAUUCGCCCCAAUGAUGUGGGCAUAUCUCCUCACUUGCACAAGCUUGUCUGCGAUCUUCUUGCCGACAAGAGCCGAGAAGAUAUUCCUCUUGUUGUGGAUCGUAUGCUUUGUAAACUCAUGGAAGAGUUUGAGCGUAAACUUGUCACGGCGCAAAGUAAGCCUAAUGAUUUCUCCAGGUUGCCUUCUUUCUCCAAAGCUUCGCCAGAGAACGAUGUUCCCAGCUCCAACAAUACGCGCAAAAUAGAGAUUCCUUCGGCUUCAGAUGAUAAGGAUGUUCCCGUUCCCAGCUCCAGCCCACCGGUGGAGACAGAGAUUACGACACCUAAACAAGAAGAAAAUGUUUCCAGUUCAGAAAAGACAGCUCAACCAGAGGCAAACAAAACAAGCUUAGCGACGCCUGUGAGUUGCGUUGAGAAGAAACUUGAUUCCGACGAUUCAAAAUGCCAUUCAUUGAAGUGCAAAGAGUUAGUCGAACGCCAGCAGAAAAGCGCAGAGGAGCUGAAGAACAUGCUUCAUUCCACUAGAGAUGAAAUUCAAAAUCUAAAAAUGAAGUACGAAGAACGAUUUGAAGAUUUCGGUAAGCACCUGAAUUCUCUGGCCAAUGCAGCUUCAAGAUACAAGAAGGUUCUGGAGGAGAAUCGAAAACUAUACAACCAAGUGCAAGACCUCAAAGGCAAUAUAAGGGUGUACUGUCGGGUUCGACCAUUUUUGCCUGGCCAGCCAAGUCGUUCGAGCAGUGUAGAUGAAAUAGAGGACCGUACGAUAACAAUGCUCACUCCUUCGAAACAUGGAAAGGGGAAGAAACCCUUCACUUUCAACAAGGUGUUUGGCCCAGCUUCCGCACAAGAAGAAGUAUUUACAGACAUGCAGCCACUUAUUCGAUCUGUUCUUGAUGGCUACAACGUAUGCAUAUUCGCUUACGGCCAAACUGGAUCUGGGAAAACAUUUACAAUGACAGGACCGAAGGAACUUACAAAAGAAACCUUGGGAGUGAACUAUAGGGCGCUGAAUGAUUUGUUUCUGAUCUCUGAGGAGAGAAAAGACACCAUUUCUUAUGAGAUCUCUGUUCAAAUGAUCGAAAUCUACAACGAGCAAGUCAGAGAUCUCCUCGCGACUGAUGGCGCCAAUAAACGAUUGGAAAUUCGCAACAAUACCGCCAAUGGCAUCAACGUACCAAAUGCAAACCUUGUGCCGGUUAGCUCGCCAUCAGACGUCAUCAAUUUGAUGAACCUUGGGCAUAAAAACCGUGCAGUUGGAUCUACCAAUAUGAACGACCGCAGUAGCCGUUCUCACAGCUGUCUCACAGUUCAUGUUCAAGGCAGAGACUUGACAUCUGGUACAGUUCUUCGCGGAUGUAUGCAUCUGGUCGAUCUAGCAGGAAGCGAAAGGGCUGAUAAAACCGAUGCAGUUGGCGAAAGGUUGAAGGAGGCUCAACAUAUUAACCGGUCUCUUUCUGCUUUAGGAGAUGUGAUCGCCGCACUCGCUCAGAAGGGCUCACACGUUCCCUACCGGAAUAGCAAGCUGACGCAGUUACUACAAGAUUCGCUUGGCGGACAAGCCAAGACUUUAAUGUUCGUUCACAUCAGUCCGGAGCCAGAUGCUCUCGGAGAGACGCUCAGCACACUCAAAUUCGCCGAGCGUGUUUCCUCUGUCGAGCUAGGCGUCGCCAAAACUAAUAAAGAUGGUGCCGACGUCAAAGAACUAAAAGAGCAGAUUUCUGCUCUAAAGGCAGCCUUGGCGCGAAAAGAGGGCGAUGAAACGGGAUCCCUUCACCACUCGGUAGCAAGCAGCCCCGACACAUGGGUCGCAAGAUCUUACGCCUGUUCUUCGACAGCAUCCUGGAACGAUAUCGGAGACUCUAAAACAGAGGAAGCGAGCAAUUCUACGUCAAGAAGGCACAGCUUGGAUUCUCAAGACCAGUUCCCCAACUCUCCUUCUUGGCAGGCUGCGCCGAGCAGUCCCGAGUCGACGAAAGAUGCAAAAGCUAAGCAGCAAAUGUCGAACAACGAUUCACCAAACGGAAGGAACAGCCUCGAAAACGGUUCAGCUGAUUUCGACGAAAUGGAAGCUGCAAUGAGCGAUUCUUCGGAACCAGAACACCAACUGCAAAUCCGCAUGAGUCGAUCCACUAGCAACCCGAGUGCCGGGGAAUCGAGAAUCCGGAAACCUGUUUCCAAGCCUGCAAUGAAAGGCCAAGAAAGAGUCGCCAUUCCUCAGCCAUCGAAGAAAGCUGCUGCGUCGAGCGCGCUCAGUCCUGUGUCAAACAAAAAUGUUCGACAACCACAGCCGGCGGCUUCAGCUGCGGCUGCCGCCGGUAGGCGUAAACCGGUAACAAAAGCUUCCCGAUGAUAAUCUGGAAUUAGAGCUGCUUGAAAAUUGAUGCAUGAUUUUUUUAUUUUUUUAUAUUUUUUGUUAAAUAUAUAUAUAUACAUAUAUUUGCAGUGGUGAUGAGAUUUUUGAUGUCCCACUGGUUUGAAGAUUUUGUGUUUGUUGUUGUUGUUGCAUUAUAUUGUUGUGUUAGUGAGAAAUUUUCGAACAAUUGUUGCUCAAAGCUAAGGUUCUUCA